ACUGGUCCCAUGCGCUUCGGUCACACUGCUUUCCAGAGAAAUAGAGGAAUAAAGAAGUAAAACAGGCUCGCGAUGCGUGCGGCAUAGAAGUCGUCACCCUUCCUCUUUGGAACCCCAAACCCCCGACAAUACACACUCACACACCUAUGAAGGCGCCCCCGAAGAAGAAUACUGCUCAUAAAUAUUAAUUAAGCGAAAAAAAACAAGAAAAGCAACAAGAGAAAACAAAGUCAAAAGCAGUGAAGGAAGUCACAGGAAAAUAAAAUUAAUAUAAAAAGAAAUCAAUAGAGCGGCAACAGAAAAAAGCCGACGGACGACGGGAGGCGAUAAAAAGUGUUAUCAGUGUGAAUUAAAUUGCUGCCCCGUCAGAUAGAGGAGGCAGAGGCGCCGGAGGAGGUGGCGUCGCUGUCGAAGUCGGCGUCAGCCGCCAGCGUCUCAGAUUGAGAUCGGGAUCAGGAGCGGCAGAGGAAUCUAGGAAGCACCAAGUACAAUCAUGUCGGUGCAGCAGUUCUGUCUGCGGUGGAACAAUCACCAGCCGAACUUCAUCUCGGUGUGCUCCUCCCUGCUGCACAAUGGCACCCUGGUGGACGUCACUCUGGCCGCCGAAGGUCGCCAGCUGCAGGCGCACAAGAUAGUCCUGUCCGCAUGCAGUUCGUACUUUCAGGCUUUGUUUACCACAAAUCCGUGCCAACAUCCCAUUGUUAUCCUCAAGGACGUGCAGUACGAUGACUUGAAAACCAUGGUCGACUUUAUGUACUAUGGCGAGGUCAAUGUGUCGCAGGAGCAGUUGCCGCACAUCUUGAAGACAGCUGAAAUGCUGAAAAUCAAGGGUUUGGCGGAGAUGCCAACGGAUCCGGCCAAUCUUACCAAAUCCGAUAGCAAGUCCUCCAGCGACGGCACCGAGUUGGUGGGUGGUGGCGGUGGAGGCGUGGGCACGGGAGCUGGCAACUCAGCCGGCAGUUUGGGAGCAGCUAGUGGCAGCAGCAGCGUCGGCGAUUCGCUGUGGAGUAGCAGUGAAGCACAGCAGUUCCAGCAGCAGCAACAACAGGCGCAGCAGCAGCAUCACCACCACCAGCAACAACAACAGCAGCUUCAGCAGCAAGCCCAACAGCAGGCGGCGCAGCAGCAAGCGCAGCAGCAGGCGGCACAGCAGCAAGCGGCGCAACAGCAGGCGCAGGCGCAGCAGCACCAUCACCACCAUCACCAUCAGCAGCAGCAGCAGGGACAGGCGCAGGCGGCGCAGACGCAUCACCAUCAGAUGCGACGCACCCCAUCACCGUUGAGCGCCGGCACCUCUCCUGCCACAAGACGGAAGCGCCUGCGGAAAUCCUCGAAUAACGGCUCUGGCGAACGCAACAAUGCCGAGGAGCAGCACCACAACAGCUCUCUGGACGCAGGCAGUGGCACCGGCAAUGCCGGCCUCAGUCUUGCCCAGAUGAGUCAGAUGUCGUUUGGUGCUGGCGGUGGCCUUGCUGGACAUUCGCUGCACGCGGCCAAGCUGCUAAAGGAAUCUGCGAAUGCCGAGCUAGAGCAGCAGCCGCAGGACUCGGAUCUGGAUGACGGCCAUGGACACAUACAUAUGCAAAUUAAGCCCGAAGUGGAUAUUGGCGGCGUGAAUCAAACGAUGCCUUUGGACAUCUCUGGAGCCACCACACCAUCCGAGCACGAGGCGCCGAACUCUCAGUCGUCCCACUCGGGUCUGCAAUGGACAGUUGUCGAUUCCAAUUAUCCGCGCUUCUCCCUGCCCGCCUGCCAGUCUGCCAACAUACUGGGCAACGGUGGCGGCGGUGGCGGUGGCAGCGGCGGUGCCGGCAGCCAGAGCAGCGGUGGUGCCAAUAGCGCCGGCGGCGCUAAUAGCGACCAGCAGCGCCAGCAGCAGCACGAGGCCCAGCAGCAGCAGGUUGCCACACAGCAGCAGCAUCUGCAGCAGCUGCACUACCAGCAACAGCAGCAGGAGCAGGCCGCUGCCGCCGCCGCUGCUGCCGCAGCCUCUGGCCAGGCGUAUUCGUCGCAGAUCAUCACCGUGAACAACCUAGUCAGCGGCUAUGCGACGGCAGCCCAGAACCUAUCCCCCACCUCGCCCAACGAAUCGAACAUGGUGCAAUCAGUGUAUAGCCAGGGACCGACUCCCACCCAAUCGCCGGUGCAUGCAGGCGGAGCGGGUGCCGCCGGUGGCGGCGGCAAUGCGGGCAAUGCCAAUGCUGGUAACGGCAACGCCACUGGAGCAGGAGCUAAUCAGGUGGUGAAGCGCAAGAGAUCUGUGAAUCCACAGGGCGAUGAGAACUUUAUCCGUGCCCUGGAGGCGGUGCGGACGGGAGGCAUUGGUUUCUGCAAGGCUGCCCGGCUGUAUGGCGUAAACAAUCGGACAUUGUGGCUGGAGUACAAGAAGCGUGGCUACCCGGUGUCGCGGCCGAGCAUAAAGGCACGCGUGGUCAAGCAGGAGCCGAAUCUAUCGCCGUCGCCCACCCCAUCAACGAAUCCCGGCGACGACACCACCGAAACGCUCAGUAUGCAGAUACCACCGCAGGCGGAAACACCAACGCCAUCCUCGCUCAUGUGCACACCGCAUCACGCAGGGAUUGGCGGCGGCAGUGGAGCUGGAAGUCUACCCGGUGCAGGCAACUCGCAUCCGGCCAUCGGUGUUAUGAGCCUAUUCGAUCCGCGGUACAUGGACUCGCCGGGCAACGUGCACUCAAUGUCGCGGCAGCGCUACAUCGACGCCACCGGCGGGGCGGGCACUGGUGCGGGAACGGGCGCGGGUGCCGGCACCAUCAACGUCAAUCCUACCACCGCCAUGAAUCUACAGAGUAUUAACUUCAACUCGAUAUAGAAUACGAUGAUUUCGAGCCAGGCGGCGGGAACGGCCACUCUGCUGCAGGCAGCCGCCGUGAUGGCGGCCAGCGAACCAGCAGCAACGACGACAGAACCCCUCAGCAUAUCAGCCAUGCCCGUAUCCAUGCCCAUGGGCAUGGCCCACAGCUUUCUCAUCAACAACUUCGUGACGGUGGCUGCACCGCCAACGAAUACGAUGAGCAGCGGCGGCAGCACGGGCCUCCAGUACUUGGACAAGUCGUAAGCCUGGCACUGGCACCACCCGCAAAAUCGAUCGAUACAGGUAUUAGAGCAAACGGCAGCAGAUCUAGUGUGUACAUAGCGGACCGCUUUUAUAGAGUGGCAGAGUGGCAAUAGAAUAAAUGUCGGCGAGGAUCGGAUUUGGAUAAAGAUACCUGCGCCGAGCUGAGCUGAGCUAAGCGGAGCAGGAUCAAAUGCGACGGAAUGGAAGAAACAGAAUGGAACAGGCGAGCCGGCCGAACUUGUAAUAAUUUUCUUAGAACUUAAUUCCUUUUAAGCUUCAAGUUUUUGAACCCUACAUUUUUACGAUUGUUAACUAAGAAAAAUCGGUAGACAGAUCUUCGAUAUAUAUAUAUAUGAAUAUAUAUUUAGCUAUAUUACAUGUAAAAGAUUAUUGUAAAUGUACAUAAAUUAUACAAUUUUAUAUUAGUGUUAAUCCGAAGCAUGCAACAUGAUGAUUUGCAAACCAAACUGCAGCCAAAUCGUGGUGCUGUGUGUGCCAGCAGCCGGAAUCAAACCUUGCGGAAUAUAUGUUCCAUAAACCAGCCAAGUAAUGGACGAAACCAAAAAUUCUAUCUGUAAUUUUAAUUAAAUAAGAACCCUUAAAAUGUCAUUGGUAACUCUAGAACCCUAGACUAAAUUUUGUGAUUCCUGAUUUCAUGUUAUGCCAGAGCUCGUAAACGGUUCUUGUUGAAAAAGGAAUCCAAACCGUUGACCAAUUUUACGAGCUCUGUUUUUUAGGCAUGCUCCGUGGGUUUGCUCUGGCUCUGGCGCCUCAGAAAUAAGUUUCUUUUCCUUCUGCACUUGUGUUACAAUAGCAAAUAUAUUAGUAUUUAGGAGGUACUCCUAUAGCUCCAUGAGGGAACAUGGCAAUCUACUCUGUACAGUGGAGCAAUACAUAUAUUUUAUUUUGAAGUGUAAACACAUCCAGUAAUCAUAAUCAGAGACCACGGGGUCAAACAAUAGCCUAAGAUCCGUGGAAGAAGUCAUGUAUGAUAUAUAACCUACCAAUCCAAAUAUGCAAUGUAUAUAUAUUUAUGUAUCUGUAUGUAUGUAUACAAAAUUCCACUAACAUUUGUAAUUUUUUUAGUGAAGAACUCACGGGUUUAUGGUUUUACGUUUUUACAACUUUGUUUCCGAAAUUUUAACAACAUAUCCCAGAGGUGCAGUUUUGUUUUUAUUUAAGCGAUUUCUUUGUACAUAUAUUAGCCAUGUACAUAUUUAGACGAGACGUAUUACCAGAAAAAGAUACAGAAUCGAAACUUAAAGAUAACACUCGUAACCACCCAAAAUCCUAAACGGAGACUGCAGCUAAAGGCAAAAAAUAAAUAGAAGAAACCAAAACAAUGAGAUAAAACACAGAAACGGAUACGAUAACGAUUACGAAUAGUGUGUGUGUUUUUAAUACAAAUCCAUAUACAAUAUUGUAACUAAAUAGAGAACUUUUUUAUAUAUAUUGUGUCAAGGCAUACUAAGGACUAAGCGUGAUUUGUUAGAAGUCAUAGAGUAACGUAAACUUUGAUAAUGGACUUUUAAUACACACACCACUCGCCCACAACAACAACAUACACCAAACGAUACCACGGAGCAUGACUUGACCAGGUCCAGGUCCUCCCUUAAAGAGGUCCACAGAUCACACAGACGGAACACAGCGAAAAUAGCAAAAAAAAAAAAACAAAAGAACAAACAAUAAGCAAAUAUAUUAACUAACUCUGUUUCCUACAAUUGCAAAAAGUACCAAUAACUACGCUAGAGUUAUGUGUGUUAAAUAUAUAUAUAAAUUAUUUAAAAUCAGCGCAAGUGCAUAUAAACGAACCGAUUGUAAUAUAAGUUGCAUGUAAUAUACCAACUAAAACCGUAAUGCGUAAUGCGAGCCCCAAACGAAUAUCGUCAAGAUGGAACGAACAUUCUAGACUGUAGUUCGAUGUGCAAACGAAACGAAUAAACUUUCAAAACUACAACGUAA
This is a messenger RNA of Drosophila serrata, 5038 nucleotides long. It is a transcript of the gene BtbVII, whose product is annotated as BTB-protein-VII. Lineage: Eukaryota; Metazoa; Arthropoda; Insecta; Diptera; Drosophilidae. Gene Ontology annotation, cellular component: nucleus. The record is from RefSeq and is a predicted model, not a curated record. Gene Ontology annotation, molecular function: protein binding; DNA binding. Gene Ontology annotation, biological process: regulation of transcription by RNA polymerase II.